This is a messenger RNA of Sphaerulina musiva SO2202, 9378 nucleotides long. RefSeq lists its product as uncharacterized. Bases 1 to 9378 code for a protein of 3125 amino acids. The record is from RefSeq and is a predicted model, not a curated record. Gene Ontology annotation, molecular function: metal ion binding. The transcript has 3 exons. Lineage: Eukaryota; Fungi; Ascomycota; Dothideomycetes; Mycosphaerellales; Mycosphaerellaceae.
AUGGCGCCACCCAAUACGGACAAGUUGCAGAGCCUGAUCAAUCACAUUUUCCUGCCUCCCAAGCUACCUCAGGACGCUGAAUACGACGAUGAGAAUGUGGAUCUUGCGCUACUCGACACCACGCUUCAGGCUCUGCACUCACUGCAAGCUCUGCUGCCGCUCGGCACUAUCGACAAUGCUGUCGCUCUGAUCUCCAGUCUCAAGGUAGUAAAUAGCUUACCGGGUGCUAACAUUGAUGCGAACCGCCUCAAGGAGACUCUCGCCACGAUCCCCGUUGGAAAGACACUCGCUAUCAAGAUUAGCGCGCAAAAUGCCGCAGUCUUGAUUACUCGCUCCGCUGAGACACUGCUUUUCGAGGAGUUCGAGCUGUCGCCGCUGAAUCAAGGCGUAUGCGGCACCAAAGGUCGACUUCGGCGCAACUUUCCAGGCCUCGCUGUCACUUUGAGCGCGGAUCUGUUGAACCAGUCAGACUUCACCGAAAACGUGGCGACCACACUUUCAACCAUGUGUCACCAGCAAGUGCCUGGCAUGCAACCGAUAUCGAAAAAGACUGGCAGUGAACACGACGAAGAGCGCGAUACCACUAACCCAGCUAUCGUGUCUGAACUGUUCUUCGGGUUCUUACGCGGACUCGAAUUACCCACAACAACUACAGUUUCCUCCAUUUCCAAGAACAUGCGCGAGGAGGUACUCUGGCGGGACGCCAAGGCACCAUGGCGCCGAUUGCCAAUGUGGACAUUGAUCCGAGUCGCUCUCCAGCUUGUUCUGUCCCGCUCUUCUGAUGGCAACCCUCAAGUCUACAAAGAAACAAUGCUGUAUAUCAUGAGUCACGUCCUCCACUCGGCUCGCGACAGCUCAAGUGACAUGCUGUUCGUUAUGACUGCCAAGAUGCAACGUCGGAUACAGAAGCUUUCGGCGCCAGAGCAGAAGUUCCCCAUCUGCGUGAUGGCAAGCGUCCGAAAAGUUCUUCAAGAAACUUCCGAGACACUCGCAGCACGCUGGUCCAAGAUACAACAGCGCGAUGCUCGAGAUAUGCAACUCCCUUUUCUUGCUUCUCUGGACUUUGAGAAGGACACUCUAUUGUCGCUUCCGGCCCUGGACAAACACAUCGAGGCUAUCGUAUCUCGACAGCGUGUAAGUGAAAGUGAGUGUCUCACCCCGUCGUCGGAGCUUCUGAAGCACCGACCUGAUUCUUUGCCUACACUACCCGGCAGCAACUCAACAGAUCGCUACUACGCUACUGCCAACCUCAAUCAAUUUGAGCUAUGGGUAGCGCAGUACAUCGACCAGUGGGUAGCCAUGGAAGCCCAAGAGGAUGCCUGCCAAAGUUUGAGUGGGCUCAUGAUGCGCUAUCAUGCUCUGGCCAGUGCUCAUUAUUCGGGAAACCCUGAGAUGCAGUCAGUCAUGAUACUGACCAUUUACGAAAUCUGGGUGGCUUGCGACAAAGUCGCCGUUCGCACUGGUCCUCUUUUGGCUCGAUUCGAGCCCGGAAUCCCAGCUGCUGUGCUCCAGAAUCUGCUUUUGCCUUCGAUAGAUCAGAUGAAGAGGCUGUCCAGGGUGGAAGCGUACCUGGAAGACCGGUCGUCGAGAAGUACAAAUCCAACAAAUCGCUUGUUCGAUAUGGGCCUUCAUGGCUUUGCUAACCAGUUCUUCGCCCAGUCUAAAAAGCAUCAGAGACUCAAGGCCAAAAUCGAGGCUCGUGCGACUAGUAAACGCCAGAGAAAGCACGCAGAGUUCGAUGAUACCAUUGCUGAUUAUCGUCGGCUUGAUUCUCUGGCUGGUGACGCUGAUCAUCAGUACACGACCCGGGUGAUUGACAACUGGUGCAAUCCACCAGAGACCGAGCAGGUGCACUUGGAGUGGUCCUGUCCGAAGUGCGGUCAUGAGAGAGCACGAGACGCGCUCACUAUCAAAGUGCACGAGUGGCCACUUCCAAGCGAUGUUCCCCAUGCACAAGCUGUGGUCUUCGAGCUUCGGGUGCCUUCCUGGUUCGCGAUCUGGCGUGAUCUUAGAUCAUUCUUCCUGCAGAAUGUGCUCAAGGGCUGGCGCGAACCCCUGUAUCCAAAAACAGCGUACCUUUUGUCCAUGAACGACCCUCACCUCACGAAACGCUUCCAAGGCUUGCCAGGUCAGAGUAUAAGCCUUCUGUCGCACAUCAAGCCUUGCCUGAAGACUCACUACAGCGACAAAUCUAUCGCGACUUUGAACAAGUCUGACAUAUGUGUGGCCAACGGCAUGCAGUACGGCUACUACGAUGUAACCAGUCGCACGGAAAUGGGGCCACUCGCAUUCCCCGAUACUGUUGCUUUAUCGUGCACAUACACACCGCGCACAGCCCUUCAAAGCUUCGUCUUUCGACCAGCUUCUGCUCCCGAUGGACCAGGACCAAACACUGCUAUUGCAAGCCAAAACGCAUGUCCGAUCGACAUGGCCUUGGAGGAAUACAAAGAACUUGCGACGAUUCCGCUCGGCCACCACAUUCAGCUGGCCAAUAUCCUUCUUCAGCUUUCAAUGCCAGGAGUGGACUUCAAGAAGCUUGACACCACACUCGUCUUGCUGCAGUGUCUACACCAAGCUGGCCCAAAGGCAACACACGUGCUCCGUGAAGCUCAUGAAUUCUUCAGCAGUCCCGAGAAUACCACAUCGCUCCUGAUCAAUCUCACAAUAGCGCUGCAGAGGGUACAGAAGAAUUGGGAAUCGGCGCAGGCAGUUCGGACUUUCAUCGCAAUUGCGGUACGUGCACUGUCUCUCACCUCGUCCGCGACUGUGCGUGAUGCGUGUCUCGUUUUCCUGAAGCGUGCCCGUCACGUAGCUCUUGGCUGGGUUCUCGGUCUGCGUGAAAAAGCAUUCACGGCCAAGGAUCAUGACGACCGCACUACCUUCAUCUCGAAGAGCGUCGAGAUUGCAUUGAUCUGCGUUUCCACCUUCGACGUAGACAACCAUUACCUUGCCGGCAUUCUUUCACAGGAUGCUUCCAUCCUGUUUCAAAGCUCUAUCUUCAUUCAGGAAAGCGAGCAUGUUCAGGCUGGUACAUGUGAGAAUCAAUGUCUUGCUGUGCUGGAAGCGAAUGCGAAGCGUCUGCUUCACCGCAUCCACCAGCGAUUGAUGCAGAACUGUCUGCAAGCCCAUCUAGAUGACGCCAUUCACAAAUCAUGGUCCAGCUAUGUGCCCGGAGCCACUGGCUGGAAGACUGUAUCUGAAUCUGCUGAUCACUGGCUAACCACAACCACUGCAGGAGCUGAGGAUUCGGGGGGGCUGCGUGUGCACUACAAUCUGCUCAGUGGAGAGCUGCUCGUCAACGGCUUGCCAUUGGAUCAGCCACCAAAGCUCUACCGCGAGGAUCCCCUAUACGCUGGACUCUUUGGUAGCGACAUCGUAGAGGUCAUGCCGUGCAGUCAUCCUGGCUUCCCAUUCUCCACCAAGCGUACUUUUGGUGAUGAUCAGAAGAUCCAGCUUGGCAUCACCUCUGAGUACUUCACAGUCAGAGCCACCAGAGACAGCAACGCAGUGGAGACAGUUCCAUCCCACCUCAUCCAAGGAUUUCCAACUCAUUUUCAACGCGAUUAUGUUCACUGGCUAGAUGCCUCAAACAACACAGUGCAGUUCCGGCCCGCAGGUGACCCAUGGAAUCCAUCAUCGCCUGCCAUGUGGACGCUAAGCAAGCAUGGAAAGAGAUGGCAGCUUGCCAAAGACGGGUGCCAUGUUGCUGGCGUAGAGUCUUCAACAUCUCGCCGCGUGUGCCACAUACUUCGCCCACUGGCAUCGGAUCCCGCCAACAUUCACCAGAUCGUACACGCCGAGCGGCACGCAACUAUGCUUCGAAUUGAUAUCCCCUCCAUCCGUGUGGGGUUCUCUGUUACCCAAGGCACGUCUGUCAUGAUGUCUCGAGAAGAGGGUUCCAUGUCUGUUGACUCUGACCAGUCUCUAGGGGCAAUGGUUGGCCUCGAGAGUAAGCUGGUGCUGCGACCUGCCCAGUGUCUGAGCCCGCAGACUUCCAACCGCAAGGUCCUCAUCCCGGAGUCGAUGGAUGUCGAGCACAGUCAAAUCGAUGGCCAUGCCAAGGUCGCAGUUUCCAAGACAUCACUCAUCUCGACAGUACAUAUCUUGGAGGUCGAUGCGCUACUGGGCCGUCUUGUGGCGAAGGGUAAUGAUGUUGGUUGUGCAUUGUAUGUGGCAUAUCUUCAUGCCAUUACCUCUUUCUGCCUGAGAGAUCCGCUCACACAGAUGACCGGUACCGAGCAAGCUCUUGUGAUGCUUCGCGGCGCUGGCGUACACUCCUUCGAUCGCCUUACACAGGCGCAAGUUGACACACUCCACAAGAUAGGCAGACUGAGCCCUCACCGCAGCUUUUACCCGCGAGAAAAACGCGUCAUGCAGACGGUACGCUGGGACAAUCAACUCAGUUUCUUGUCCCAACAUGGUCAUUUUAUGCCCAUCGUGCAGGCCCUGUUAGAGAAGGCCGAAGCUACGAAAGUCUUCUAUCCCGGCGACAAGACUCAGCUACGCCUGGCGUCGUUUGCCUGCAUGGAUCAGCGGUACUUACUUGAGCGCGAUAACAUCCGAGCAGCCACUUUCAGAGUCUCGAGCUACGGAGCAGAGGACCACAAUUCAGAGUCCGAUUCAACAUAUACGUCCAGGGACCGCGAUGUGCUCUCCAAGCGAGCCACAAAAGCCGCCACAAUGUCCACGUUCAUGUCGCGAGGUGGAGACGAUUUAUCUGAGUCGCCAUUGGGCUCUGGUGAGCUCUGGAAGCAAUGCUCGAAGGUUUAUCAUAUGCACGGGGCCAACCUGCCAGUCGAGACUAGUUUGAUGAAGUACGGAGCUCACAUACUCGAGGAGACUUAUGACAUGGUCAUGAUGAGAUUGCCAGCUCUCUAUCGCUGGCUGAGUAGUGUCCAGGACCGCCCUUUCAGCGUGGCGCUCUGGUUUUCGACAAUAGCUUCCACCUCCCAAGUGGACGACCGGGUGCUGGAAUUGAUCGGGAUCUUGUUCAAGUCAACAAGCUCGUUUGCACAUCUUCGCGCUCCCGAUAUGAAGUCAUUUUCGCCACAGGCUGGCAAGAUUUGCCUUCCAGAUGUGGUGCGACAGCGCGUCGCAUCGAAUUGCAAGCCUUUUCCAGAGUCUUCUGUCGUCCGCCAGCCGAACGAGAUAUCGCGUACUUGGAACCGCCGGCGAAGGGACGCGAUGCGUGUCUGGCAGCAAAAUCGUGCUAGGGUGGCCGACGAAUUCUCGGCUGCACUUACGCGGCAAUGGCCAUGUGAAGAGCCAUAUGUCCCAAGCAUCGCCCGACAAUCAACGCACAUCCAGGUUGCUGCCGUCAUGAAAUCGAUUAAGGCUAAAUUCCAGUCCUGGCAUGACAACUCGCUCCUCAGUGAAUAUCUGGAAAAGGUUGCGCAGAUCGUGGCCAACUUACGUGUGCGGAAAGUUCAAGCUCAGGGCUCUCGCUCCAGCAUCAGCGUUCCGACAAUCCCUCUCAGUGCUCCAGGGCACGUCUCUGUGCAGGACCUUUUUCUGCGACAACCCCCUUCUCUACCGACAAAAUUUGAAGGCUUCGAAUUUGUGCAGACACGGCCACGCCCUUCAAGUCUUGAAAAACCGAGGCUACUGCAGCUUACGAAAGCUCUUGAGAAAUCGUUAGCCACCUCAAAAUUCGGCAAGAAAUAUUUGGAUGGGCUCGUCGAGAGUCUUCAGGCCAUGCGAGCCCGUGGCGAUCUGGGUAUGCCACCUAAUGUCGCGUACGCCGACAUCUUGGCCUACCACGGUCGCUGCAACGAUCAGUUUCAAGCAGUCCAUCACAUCUUGAUGACAUCCUUAGUCCCGACAACCGACAACGCGUCUCGGUCUUGCAUGCCGAGAGUGUCGGCCACAUUUCUGCUUCGACAGCUAGCUCACGAUCGAUGGAACACGCUGAGCGAAGAAUGGAAAACAUGCAUUGUUGAGUACGGCCUUGCUCUGACAGAUCUACAGCGAGCGAAGCGACUUCUCAAGCUGAUGCAAGCCGAGACCCCAAGCAUGGAGGACGUGGCCGUCGAACUACGCAACCCGGGUCACCGUAAUUGGAAACCAAUGCUCCAUCCAGAGUCUCUGCUCAUAGAGGUCGAUGGAAACAUAAUGAUACGAGACGUCCAGGAGCAGAUUGCAGCACAGAUGCGCGAUCCACCGAAUGGGGAGAACGCAGUCAUGCAACUCAACAUGGGCGAGGGCAAGUCUAGCGUCAUCGUACCCAUCACUGCAGCUGCCCUGGCAGCGCAGUCAUCACGCCUCAAUGGCAAUACCGAGCAGCGACUAGUACGAGUCGUCGUGGCCAAGCCACAGUCCAAGCAGAUGGCACAGAUGCUGAUUUCUAAGCUCGGCGGUCUCCUGAACCGGCGAGUGUACUAUUUGCCUUUCUCGCGAUCUCUGAAGCUCGACUCAGCAGACAUCGCCACUAUCUGCAACAUGAUAAUGGACUGUAAGAACAAUGGCGGCAUUCUUUUGGUACAGCCAGAGCAUCUCCUCUCUUUCCAGCUCAUGGGCCUGGAAAGUUGGGUCAACGGCCACGAAGACGUAGGUCGUCAACUUCUUUCCACGCAAACUCGACAGCUACUUGAUUCAGCUCGUGAUAUUGUUGAUGAGAGCGACGAGAACUUCAGUGUGCGUUUCGAGCUGAUCUACACUAUGGGCACGCAAAGCACAGUCGAGUUGAGCCCCGAUCGCUGGCUUGUGCCGCAGCAACUACUGGACAUCAUAAGACGCCUUGCCCCGUCCAUUUCCGAAGAGCUGCCAGGAUCGCUGGAAUGCCACACAGAUGCGGUUAUGGGGAGCUUUCCACGCAUCCGGAUACUGAGAUCGGACGCCGAACAGCUCCUUCUCCAGCGCUUAGCAGAGGAUGUUUGCAGCAAUGGUCUGCACGGGCUCCAGGUCUCGCGACAGCCCGAAGCCACUCGCCGAGCAAUCUACGUAUACAUCACCAAGUUGGAGCUCAGCGUUACGGAAAUCAAUGCAGUAGAGAGCUCUACGUUCUGGACCGAGGCCACGAAGUCGCCGCUGCUGUUGCUUCGAGGAUUGAUCGCUGGCGGAGUCAUAGCCUUCACCUUCGGCUCUAAGCGUUGGCGCGUCAACUACGGACUCACAAUAUCACCUCGCACACCGCCCACGAAACUCGCGGUCCCGUAUCGUGCCAAGGACAGCCCUUCUCCCAGAUCCGAUUUCAGUCACCCCGACGUGGUCAUCAUACUCACCCUGCUUUCCUACUAUUAUGAGGGACUCACUGACGAUGAUCUCUUUAUUGCAAUGGGACACGUCGUUAAGUCUGAUCAGUCGGAUGCUGAGUACCAAGCUUGGGUCAAGGAUGCCAAUGCUCUGCCAGUAACAUUUCAGAAUCUCCAAGGAAUCAACAUGAAAGAUGGUCCGCAAUGCGUCGAGGAGGUGUUUCCUGCAUUACGACUUGCGAAGAGCGCCAUCGACUACUUCCUCGCGCACAUUGUGUUCCCCAAGGAAAUGAAAGAGUUUCCUGACAAGCUGUCGGCAUCUGGCUGGGACUUGGGCAAAUCGAAGAAGCUGUCGGGGGGAGCUGUCACAGGGUUUUCUGGCACCAACGACUCUCGAUGCUUGUUGCCGAUUGACGUCCAUCAUCUUGAUCUGGACGAACAGAAGCACACAAAUGCACUGGUCCUGGAGUAUAUCCUGCAGCCAGCAAACGGAGUGGUGCUUAUGCUUUCAAGAGAUGACGAGCAAGCUUCAGACGCUGAGCGCCUACUGGCUACUGUCAUGAGCCUUGAUCCCCCAGUCCAAGUUAUUCUCGACGUCGGUGCGCAGAUACUCGAGCUGAACAACCUGCAGGUAGCACGAACUUGGCUUAGCAAGCAUGACGGGACGAAGGAGGCUGCAGUUUUCAUCGAUGAUGCCGAUAAUCUGUGCGUCUUAGACCGCGGGGGCACAGUGGAACUGCUGAGAACGUCCUCGUUCUCCAAUCGACUUGCUUCCUGCCUCAUCUUUCUUGAUGAGGCGCAUACUCGUGGUAUCGAUCUUCAGCUACCUAGAGACUACCGAGCAGUAGUGACACUUGGCGCCGAACUCACUAAAGACAGGCUGGUCCAGGCCUGUAUGCGGAUGCGCAAACUUGGCCAAGGGCAGACAGUGGUCUUCUGCAUCUCACCAGAGAUCCAGGCCAAAAUCCUGACCGGUAAGGCUAUCACAUCCCACAGUCGUCGACGCCAGUCAUCGGAGAUCACGGUGGCCGAUGUGCUACAGUGGUCAAUACUAGAAACUUACAAGGACAUCCGUCGCAGCAUGCCACUCUGGGCAGUGCAAGGCGAACGCUUCGUGCUUCACGAGGACUUGUGGAACAAGAGCGAAGCGCAGAUGAACCAGGCUCGUGCCGAGCAAUUCCAAGAGAAGGAAGCUCAAUCCCUUGACGAACGCUACCGCCCACGCUUAACACAGAGCCAGCCAUAUCACCUCAGGAACAGCGGAAAUGCGCGGCUUCGGCAGAUUUCUGACAGGUGCGAGGAGUUUGACGAUCUCCAGUUCAACGCCAGCACCUUACAAGAAGAGCAAGAACGUGAAUUGUCCCCAGAGAUUGAGAGCGAGCGCCAAGUACAGAGAGCACCAGAUGCUGAGCCUGCAACGCAUAUCUUGCACGCCGAUGUCCGAAGAUUUGCACUCUCAGGAGUCUACUUACUCAGCUCGACGGCUUACAUGCCUGCCUUUGAGGCCUUGCGCGACUCGUAUGCCGCCAAAUACUUUCCGAUUGCGCAGUUGAGCAAUUCCAAGCUAUUGGUAACCAAGGACUUUGCCGAGACUAUCAAGCGGAUUGGCCGUGGUUCCUACGUUUCGGACCCUUUCCAGAGAGCAGUUCAGUGGAUCCUCUCGAGCCGCGCUUUUGGCAAUAACUCCAUCGACCGCAUGCUCAUCAUCAGCCCGUUCGAAGCGAAUGAGCUCUACAGCAAGAUGCAGAACGCCACUGCAACGACCCUGCACAUGUACAAACCUCGCGUCAAUUCAAGCUACUCGUCUCUGGAUCACCUUCAGUUUCACACUGUGCCUGCGCAGAACUGCCCUUCCGUCCCACGCGCCCUUGCGAUACAGCUGGAUCUCUUCGCAGGCCAGCUGUUCAUCAGCUCGUACGAGGACUACCUGGAGAUUUGUCGUUUCCUUGGGCUUUCUACCAAAGCGGUCACGCAAGCUAUGACACAGCAGGGCUGGCAGCAAGAUGCUGUCGGCUUCAUUCUCCGCGAUGAUCAAGGUCAGGUAGGAGGCCCAUCAGGGCUGGAGAAGAGCCCCGUGAACUUUUUCAAGAUUCUGACGUCGACAAUCAGAAAGAAUGGCGAGAGUAUCGGCAAGACUGACAUGGGUGCGCUGUUGGAGGGUAAGUUGUUUACGGAGACGGAUUUCUAG